GGGAAGCCUAUUUGGCGCGGGCUGACCUGUUGUUGUGUUGACCUGCCGCUGCCGCCUUGUGAAGCUGUCAUUGAAAAAGGAUAAAGGCUUGUACUUAAACCCUCAUGGCUCCGGUAUCAAACCCAGAGAAGGACAUGGAGGCUCCAGACUGCGACGAUGGAGGUGAUGCCUGCGGUCUGGCCAAGUCCCGCUCCAGACGGGAGAAGAGGGAGAAGGUGGGGAGGAAGUCUGCGCUGGAGCAGCUCAAGAAAGCCAAGAAGGGGGAGAAGAUCAAAUAUGAGGUGGAGGAGCUCACCAGCGUGUAUGAAGAGGUGGAUGAGCAACAGUACUCAAAGAUAGUUCGAGAAAGACAAGAGGAUGACUGGAUUGUUGAUGAUGAUGGAAUAGGAUAUGUGGAGGAUGGAAGAGAAAUCUUUGAUGAUGAUUUGGAUGACGAUGUUGUUGAAAACAACAAAGGAAAACCUGGUGCUAAAGGAGCAGAUUCAAAGAAAAAUGUAAAGAAGUCUGUUGUAGCUAAGCCCAACACCAUUAAGAGCCUCUUCAUGAACAGCAAUGUAAAGAGACCUGCUGAGAAAGACGUGGAUUUGUCCAAAGAUGACCUAUUAGGAGACAUCCUACAGGAUCUGCACUCAGAGAAACAGAAUUCCCUGACUCCUCCACCAGUUGUGACUCUGAAGAAAAAGAAAUCUCUUGGAUCACCAAUGAAUCCCUUUUCUGUCAAGCCCCAGAUUCCAAAGGAGUCACCCUCAGCUCCAGCGCUAAAGGCCAAGAUUAUCAAACAACCGCCUUCUGACCCGACCCCCAGAGCAUCAGCCCGCCCUCCACCUGCAUCUGCUCUCUCUGUGGAAAAGCAAAGGGUGAAAGUGGAGGAACAGGAAGAAGAAGUGAGUGACUCAAUGGCGUUUGAUGGGGUGGACUUCGAUGAGCCGAUGGAAGUGGGGAUUGAGGAGGGGAAACCAGAGGUCAAAGCUGCAGAUGCAGCUGAACCUAAAGCAGCCGUAUCAGUUCUUGCAGUAAAAGCUGAACCAAAAACAGAACCCCAGGACCCGGUCUUAUUGUCAAGCAGAAUCAGCUCUUGGGGUCAGGAGGAAGAGGCUGGAGUCAGCGAGGCUCCAGCAGAGGUCCAGGUUGAUUCAAGCAGACUCCCGCUUGCAGAGGGGCCAGAUGGGGAGCAGGUUUUCCGCUUCUACUGGCUGGAUGCCUUUGAAGACCCCUACAGCCAACCAGGUGUGGUGUACUUGUUUGGGAAAGUGUGGAUUGAGUCUGCAAAGUCUCAUGUCAGCUGCUGUGUCACUGUAAGGAACAUUGAACGCACCAUGUACUUCCUGCCUCGAGAAUAUAAAGUGAACACAAAGACUGGGGAGGUGUCGGACACUCCUGUGGGAAUGAUGGACGUCUACCAAGAGUUCAACCAGCUUUCUGAGAAGUUUAAGAUCAUGAAGUUUAAGUCUAAGAAAGUGGAGAAGAACUACGCUUUUGAAAUCCCUGAUGUGCCAAGCCAAUGCGAGUACCUGGAAGUCAGAUAUUCAGCUGAGUUUCCCUCACUGCCUUCAGACCUCAAGGGGGAGACAUUUUCCCACAUAUUUGGGACCAACACCUCCAGUCUGGAGCACUUUCUCCUCAGCAGGAAGAUUAAAGGGCCCUGCUGGCUCGACAUCAAGACACCACAGCUCAUCAGCCAGCCGGUCAGCUGGUGUAAGGUGGAGGCUCUGGCUCUGAGGGGAGACCUGAUUACUGUGGUCAAAGACCUGUCCCCUCCGCCCAUCACAGUCAUGUCCAUCAAUCUGAAGACCAUCCAAAAUCCCAAGACGCAUCACAACGAGAUUGUGUCCCUGGCUGCACUCGUUCACUAUAACUUCCACAUGGACAAGGCUCCACCUCAGCCUCCAUAUCAGACACAUUUCUGUGUUGUCAGUAGACCAGUUGACUGUAUCUUCCCCUAUGACUUCAAAGAAGCUGUAAGAAAGAAGAAUGGAAAAGUGGAGAUAGCUUCAACUGAGCGGACUCUGCUUGGAUUCUUCCUGGCCAAGAUGCACAAAAUCGACCCGGAUGUCCUGGUGGGUCAUGACAUCUUCGGCUUUGACCUGGAAGUGAUUCUGCAGAGAAUCAAUGUGUGCAAGGUUCCCCACUGGUCGAAGAUCGGACGUCUCAGGAGGGCCAACAUGCCCAAACUUGGGGGUCGUGGGUCCUUCGCAGAAAAGAGCGCAACCUGUGGCCGUCUGGUGUGCGAUGUAGAGAUCUCAGCCAAGGAGCUGAUUCGUUGUAAAAGUUAUCACCUGACUGAGCUGACUGCUCAGGUGCUGAAGACUGAGAGAGUCACAGUCCCUCAGGAAAAUAUCAAGAAUCUUUACAGUGACUCUCCUCACCUCCUCUACCUGCUGGAGUUAACAUGGACAGACGCCAAGCUGAUCCUCCAGAUGAUGUGUGAGCUCAACGUGCUCCCGCUGGCCCUGCAGAUCACCAACAUCGCUGGCAAUGUCAUGUCCCGCACGCUGAUGGGCGGACGUUCAGAGAGGAAUGAGUUCCUUUUGCUUCAUGCCUUCCACGACAAAAACUACAUCGUCCCAGACAAACCCUCUUUUAAAAAGGCCCAGCUGGAAACGAUGGAGGGAGAGGAAGAUGUGGAUGUGAGUAAAGGAAAGCGGAAGAAGAAGGCAGCUUAUGCUGGAGGUCUGGUGCUGGAUCCUAAAGUUGGUUUCUAUGACAAGUUUGUGCUGCUGCUGGACUUCAACAGCUUGUAUCCCUCCAUCAUUCAGGAGUUCAACAUCUGCUUCACCACUGUGCAGAGAGAGGCUUACAAUUCUAAGAAGAAGAAUGACGACGAUGAGUCAGAGGAGAUUCCUGAAAUCCCAGAUUCAGAUCUGGAGAUGGGAAUUCUGCCGAAAGAGAUCAGAAAGCUGGUGGAGAGACGCCGGCAGGUCAAACAGCUGAUGAAACAGCAGGACAUCAACCCAGACCUCUACCUGCAGUACGACAUCCGCCAGAAGGCUCUGAAGCUGACCGCUAACAGCAUGUAUGGCUGCCUGGGAUUCAGCUACAGCCGCUUCUACGCUAAGCCGCUCGCUGCCUUGGUCACACACAAGGGUAGAGAGAUUCUGAUGCACACCAAAGACAUGGUUCAGAAGAUGAAUCUGGAAGUCAUCUAUGGAGAUACAGACUCCAUCAUGAUCAACACAAACAGCAAGUCUCUGGAGGAAGUCUUCAAACUGGGCAAUAAGGUAAAGGCAGAAGUCAACAAGCUCUACAAACUGCUGGAGAUUGACAUCGAUGGUGUGUUCAAGUCUCUGUUGUUGCUGAAGAAGAAGAAGUACGCAGCCCUGGUGGUAGAGAACCAUGGAGAGGGACGAUACAGCGUCAAGCAGGAGCUCAAAGGAUUGGACAUUGUCAGGAGAGACUGGUGUGACCUGGCUAAAGAAUGUGGCAACUAUGUGAUUGGUCAAAUCCUCUCAGACCAGAAUCGGGAUGUCAUCGUGGAGAACAUCCAGAAACACCUGGUGGAGGUGGGAGAGAAAGUAGCAGCUGGAGCCAUCCCGCUCAACCAGUUUGAGAUACACAAGGCUCUGACUAAAGACCCUCAGGACUAUCCAGACAAGAAAAGCCUUCCUCACGUCCACGUGGCUCUAUGGAUCAACUCCCAGGGCGGACACCGGGUCAAAGCCGGAGAUACAAUCUCUUACAUCAUCUGCAAGGAUGGCUCCACACUGGCAGCCAGUCAGAGAGCGUACGCUCUAGAGCAGCUCCAGAAACAGGAGAAUCUCAGUCUGGACACUCAGUACUACCUCGCCCAGCAGGUCCACCCUGUGGUGUCCCGAAUCUGUGACCCCAUCGAAGGCAUUGACAGUGUUCUCAUAGCCACCUGGCUGGGUCUUGACCCGGGUCAGUUCCGGGCUCACCAGCAGUACCAGAGGGAGGAUGAAGCUGAUGGCACGCUUGGAGCUCCGGUCCAACUGACUGAUGAAGAGCGCUACAAAGACUGUGAGAGGUUCACCUUCACCUGCCCCCAGUGUGGUACUGACAACAUCUAUGACAGUGUCUUCGAAGGAGCUGGAGUAAAGAUGGAACCCAGCUUGAUGAGAUGCUGUCACAUCCCUUGUGGAAGCCGACCAAUUGACUACACCAUCAACAUCAGCAACAAGCUGCUCCUGGACAUUCGCCGCCACAUCAAAAAAUACUACUCUGGCUGGUUGGUGUGUGAGGACCAGGCCUGCCAGAACAGGAUCAGACGUUUGCCCAUCGCCUUCUCUCGCCAUGGACCAAUCUGCCCUGCCUGCACCAGAGCCACCCUCAGACCAGAGUACUCAGAGAAGGCUCUGUACAACCAGCUCUGCUUCUACAGGUUCAUCUUUGACUGGGAUCACGCCUGUGCCAAAGUACUCCAGCCUGAUGAGAGAAGUCGAGUAUCAAAGCUGUGGAGCCGAGAGAAAGACGUGUACCGGAGGCUGAAGGAAGUCCCCGACAAAGCUUUGGCUACCAGCGGCUACUCAGAGAUCAACCUGGCCAAACUGUUCCAGGCCUUCUCCUCGCUCAAGUAAAACAACACACACAUGUCUGUUAUGAUGGCAGCGCUGAGAGGCUCACGACCGGAGAUUUGCACAUUCAUCUACAGCAGUUCUCUCCGUUAUCGAUCGGCAAUUUUAGGGUUCGACCUCCUAACCCUCGUAUCUUUCCUGAACCUAAUGGGCUCGUUAAAUGACUUUAAACCCAAUCACACCUUUUCACCCUCCUCAGAGCGUGCACACGUACACGGGUGACAUGACCCUAUCACCCUGACUCUACAUGGUCAGGGUAGUAAAAGAAGGGAGUAGCAAUCAUACCCAAAUAACAGCCUAUUGUGUGCGUGUGUAUGUGUGUGAAAAUGACUUCUCCUCAGAGAAGCCAGUAUACUCCAGAAGACGCUAAUUAGCCAAUGAUAGUGACCCGAGCCGCUCAGACCGCUGGAUGCCCGCGGUGAUCGGACACUUGUUCUGAUUACCACCAUUCAUCCUGAGAGAGAGAUCAGAGGAUGAAAGGAAAAAGGAAGAUGCAGGGUGAGAGGCCACACGUUCUGCUCUCUCUUUCCUUUGUCUCCGUAUUGAACAGCUGAUCUUCUUCUCCUCCACUGCCUCUGUUUAACUGAUGUCAUCUCUUCCCUUUCACUCCCUCUCUCCCUGUCCCUGCUCCCUGUGUUCUGUUUUAAUGCUCGUCAUUUUCUAUGUAAGGCUUCCUGGUGUAUGUGAUGAUGUUUUUGUAAUGACCAGAAUAUCUUGUAAUGGGUAUUUUGAUGCUGAUGAGAAAUUGUUUGAUACUGAAACUUCAAUAAAAACGUAAUUAAUAA
This is a messenger RNA of Cheilinus undulatus (humphead wrasse), 5314 nucleotides long. RefSeq names its product polymerase (DNA directed), alpha 1 (gene pola1). Gene Ontology annotation, molecular function: DNA replication origin binding; single-stranded DNA binding; pyrimidine nucleotide binding. Gene Ontology annotation, biological process: mitotic DNA replication initiation; DNA replication; lagging strand elongation. The coding region runs from base 105 to 4532 and encodes 1475 amino acids. Gene Ontology annotation, cellular component: alpha DNA polymerase:primase complex. NCBI's taxonomy places the organism in Eukaryota, Metazoa, Chordata, Actinopteri, Labriformes, Labridae. The transcript is spliced from 37 exons. The record is from RefSeq and is a predicted model, not a curated record.